CUUGAUGAAUCUAAGCUGCAGCAAGUUGACAGCCUGUAUAAGGAGUUUGAAACUCCCGAAAAGGCAAACAAAAUUUUGAAGCUGAAGCACUUUGAGAAGUUUCAGGACACAACAGAGGCGUUGGCAGCUGCCACGGCCCUCACUGAGGGGAAAGUCGGCAAGAGUUUGAAGAAAGUGCUGAAGAAAAUAGUUGCUAAAGAAGCUCACGAGCAGCUGGCCAUCAGCGAUGCAAAGCUGGGCGGCGUUAUUAAAGAAAAGCUGGACGUGAGUUGCGUCCACAGCCCCGCCGUGGCUGAGCUGAUGAGAUGCAUCCGUAGCCAGAUGGAAGGCCUCAUCACCGGACUUCCUCCCAGGGAGAUGAGCGCCAUGUCUCUGGGGCUGGCUCACAGUUUGUCCCGCUACAAGCUGAAGUUCAGUCCGGACAAAGUGGACACCAUGAUUGUGCAAGCCAUCUCACUUUUGGACGACCUGGAUAAGGAGCUCAACAACUACAUCAUGCGCUGCAGGGAGUGGUACGGUUGGCACUUUCCCGAGCUGGGAAAAGUCAUCACCGAUAACUUGGCCUACUGCAAAGCUGUUCGCCAUAUCGGUGAUCGCACAAACGUGGCAGGUUCUGAUCUGUCCGAAAUCCUCCCCGAGGAAAUCGAGGCAGAGGUGAAGCUGGCCGCGGAGAUCUCCAUGGGAACGGAGGUGUCGGAGCAGGACAUCGGCAACAUCAAGCACCUGUGUGAUCAGGUCUGUCUGUCUUCAUUACGUGUUCAGACCAAGACGCACUUUUUUCCCCACACA
Plectropomus leopardus (leopard coralgrouper) is the source of this 789-nucleotide messenger RNA. The record is from RefSeq and is a predicted model, not a curated record. Lineage: Eukaryota; Metazoa; Chordata; Actinopteri; Perciformes; Serranidae.